GCAGAACAAAGCCAUCUCUCUCUCUCUCUCUCUCUCUCUCUCUCUCUCGCUUUCUCUCUCUCUCUGGAUCAAAGCAAACAAAUAUAGAAAAAUACACUGAAAAUAAGAAAAUUAAGAAUUUCUGCAACAUUUUAAUUUUAAUUUUUUUUCUUUUAAUUUCCAUCCCUAAAUAUAUCACAAUCCAAACAGUAGGAUCUGAAUCCUAUGAUGCUUCCAAACCCCACUGCACAAGUCUUCUGAUCUCCCUCUCCAUCAAUCUCGCAUUCAUUGCGCUUCUUUGAUCUUCGCCACUGAUGCCAAUCUCUACGCUUCUGAUCCAUCGAUCCGAUUGAACGAAUGAAGUUUUUCUUGGCGAAUUCUAGGGCUUUCGUUGUCACUCUGCGCGCGAUUCACCGCAUCCAUGGCCUCCAAGAUCCCCGGCCAGUCGACGAUACCCCCGCCGUGUCCCCACCUGGCCGAGUUCCGUUCCCGGCACGGUCCCAAGCCGUUCCGCGCUCUGCAGGAGUGUCUACGGGUCCGGCCGCCGGGUCGCGCCGCGAUCCGCCGAGACCCGUCGGAGGUGCCGCGGUGCGGCGCGUGCGGGGAUGCGGCGGCUGCGAGGCUCUAUGCUUGCGUCGCUUGCGCCGCCGUGUACUGUCACGCGCCGCCCAGGUCGUCACACGCGGCUGCGCACUCAGAUUCGAUGCCUCCCGGACACGAGAUCGCCGUCGACGUCGACCGCGCCGAGCUUUUCUGCUGCGCGUGCCGGGACCAGGUCUACGACCGGGACUUCGACCAAGCGGUCGUGGUUGCGCAGACGGCGUCGCAGGCUGGCACGAUCCCUUCUCCUCCGCCGGAAAAUCUCAGGAAGCGGCGGCGCGUGGACUACCGCCCGUGGACGCCCGAUCCGAGGGAGCGAGUCUUGGUGAAGAAAAAUUCAAGCCCAUUGCAGCGAAUGGACGGUGUGUCUGUCUCCGACCUUCCGGAAGGAUUGCGGGGUCUGAACAAUCUGGGAAACACAUGCUUUAUGAACUCCGUGUUGCAGGCAUUGCUUCAUACGCCUCCGCUGAGGAACUAUUUCUUGAGCGAUCGGCAUAACCGGUUCUUUUGCCAGCAGAAGAACAAAGCCAAGAGGAAUGAUGGUUGUAGUAAUAAGAAUUCGCGGUUGUGUUUAGCAUGCGAUAUGGAUGCGAUGUUUUCAGCUGUAUUCUCGGGGGAUCGAACGCCCUAUAGCCCAGCUAAAUUCCUAUACAGUUGGUGGCAACAUGCAGCAAAUCUUGCGAGCUAUGAACAGCAAGAUGCUCAUGAAUUUUUCAUAUCGAUGCUUGAUGGGAUUCAUGAAAAGGUGGAUAAGGAUCGACGCAAGUCCCAGAGUCAAGGCAGCGGAGACUGUUGUAUUGCUCAUAGAGUAUUCUCUGGCAUAUUGCGAUCCGACGUCAUGUGUAUGGCUUGUGGUUUCACAUCUACAACAUAUGACCCUUGUGUGGAUAUCUCACUGGAUUUGGAACCAACCCAGGCAUGUUCAGCUAAGGCGGCAUCAUCAAAGUCUCAUCCUUCUUGCAACGGCGAUACAGAUUCCAUGAUGUCAAGCCAGAAGUGUGGAAUAUCCACCCUGAUGGGGUGCUUAGAUCGUUUCACAAGACCUGAGAGACUAGGUUCUGACCAAAAAUUCUUCUGCCAACAGUGUCAGGUGAGGCAGGAAUCUCUUAAGCAGAUGUCUAUAAGAAAGCUUCCAUUGGUUUCUUGCUUCCACAUCAAGAGGUUUGAGCAUUCUUCAAUCAGAAACAUGUCAAGGAAGGUCGACCGUUAUUUGCAGUUCCCACUUUCUUUGGACAUGACACCUUAUCUCUCUUCCUCCAUUUUGAGGAGUCGAUUUGGGAACAGGAUUUUCUGUUUCGAUGGGGAUGAGGCAGAUGCUUCGAGUGAGUUAUCUUCGGAGUUUGAGUUGUUUGCUGUUGUCACUCACGCGGGUAAAUUAGAUGCUGGUCAUUAUGUGACGUAUCUGCGGUUAAGUAACCAAUGGUACAAGUGCGAUGAUGCUUGGAUUACUCAAGUUAAUGAGAACAUUGUGAGGGCUGCCCAGGGAUACAUGAUGUUUUAUGUACAGAAGAUGCUUUAUUACAAAGCUAGCGAAAAACCAGUUGCUUCUCGAUAGGUUGACUGAAGCCUGAUAUAUUGAUGACUGAAAAACAACUGCAUGGAACAAAAGGUCGAUCUAGUCAUUGACAGUCAAGCUAAAUAUAUGAUGUAUUGCGCAUCGAAAAAAAAAAAAAAUGUAGCUGGUUUUUUAGACCAUGAAAACCACGUCACCGAGUUGCUGUUGUCAUUAGCAGAAAGACAGGCAGCUUGCCACUUUCUCUUUGAGUACACUUUAUGAAGAGGUAAUAUAUCAUUCUCAUAUGGAACGGAAAGUGAGCCUGAAUUUUUGAGGCACCCUACUCCAGCAUUGGGGAAAUUUAUAUCUGCAGAGGUAUGGAUUCCUUUUUUAAAAAAUGGUUUGUUGAUUUAAUUCUUUUUUGUUUUGUUUUUUUUAAACUCCUGCUAAUACAAGUAUUGUCAAUGGGUUGAUUCUUUUUCUCAUGGAUUCUUCUCAGAAGUUGCAAUGCUUGGAGGUUGAGUUUAUCAGUGUACUAACCUCUUAAAAUGGCAAAUCUAUGUUCAAAAUAUGAUUUUUGGAGCUUUCAG
Messenger RNA from Malania oleifera, 2664 nucleotides. RefSeq names its product ubiquitin C-terminal hydrolase 22-like. Gene Ontology annotation, biological process: protein deubiquitination. The transcript has 3 exons. Lineage: Eukaryota; Viridiplantae; Streptophyta; Magnoliopsida; Santalales; Ximeniaceae. Gene Ontology annotation, molecular function: zinc ion binding; cysteine-type deubiquitinase activity. The record is from RefSeq and is a predicted model, not a curated record. The coding region runs from base 401 to 2134 and encodes 577 amino acids.